Pantherophis guttatus is the source of this 1735-nucleotide messenger RNA. Its product is annotated as protein FAM171A1-like. Gene Ontology annotation, biological process: regulation of cell shape; stress fiber assembly. The record is from RefSeq and is a predicted model, not a curated record. Gene Ontology annotation, cellular component: plasma membrane. NCBI's taxonomy places the organism in Eukaryota, Metazoa, Chordata, Lepidosauria, Squamata, Colubridae.
GGCAUCAUUGAACAAAAAGGAAAUAGAUUGACCUAGAUCUAUAUUGCCUCCCAGCUGGGAUAUUGGGUUGCAGCCAUGUCACCCACAAAUUCAGAUCAUAUUGUAAUGAAGAACAGCAAUAUUGACCAGAAGAUGUUUCUUUUGGAAAUCGUUGGAGGGGUAGUUUUUGUACUACUUGUUCUGAUGUGCUUCCUUGUACACUAUUGCAGGAAAAAGUGUAUGAAGCCCCGUCAAUUAUUUAAAAAACUACAGUUAUCCUCAACACUCAGAGGUGCUAAGAUGGAUCAAUCAACUUCUACGUCCAAUCUCAGUUUAGUAGUUUCCCGAUCUGAAUCAGAAUUGUCCUAUGGCAAUAGGUGCCCAGAAUCCUCUGGCCACGAGGAAGUAGUGAUAGUGGAUGUUCAUGUGAACAAAGGAUGUUCUGUAGAACAAGAAGAUCUGCAUACCCCUGUGCUCCAACAUAGCACCUCACAGGAAUUUAAUCCCAGAGAGGAAUUGCUUUUUGAUAAGGAAAAUGACAAAAGCUUCACGUCUUUAGAGAAUAUGGCAAUAUCUUUUAUAAAUGGAAGGAAGUCUGUAGAAAAGACAGAAGGGUAUGGAUCUCCAGACAAAGAAGAUUAUAAACACAGUCCAAUGUUAAGCCAGUCUUUAUUUGAGAAGCAAGAGCAAGCAAGGUCCCAAGUUGAAUUAUCUAGCCCACAUUCCCAACAACAGAUGCAGCCACAACACUUGGCUGCUCAAGCAAUAUCCCAGCAAGAAGCUGGAACAGGUGACUGGAAACCACAGCACGUUGUGAUGUCUGAAUCAGUAUCUAUUCCAUCAUCCCUCAGUGAUGAGCUUCUUACUAAGAAAGCUCUAACAGAGGUAGCUAGAAGAAAGCCUUUACCUCAUCCUCGAUCGUGGUUUGUUUCUUUGGAUGGGGAUUCCAAUGUUAUUGUUAGACAUUCCUACAUUGAUUUUCAAACAACUGAAAGCAAUGGAAUUAACAACAGCAGCCUGGAUUCUGGAGAUGACAUGAAUGAGCGAAAACAGCAAGUGCAGAUUUUUCAGCAGAAAGAUUUGGAUGAAGUGGGCCAAAGUGGCAGCGAAUGUGGAACUGCAGUUUGUGGCCCUGAAAAUAAUACUCCAAGAUGUGUGUUGGAGGGAGGGAGAAGCAGAAGAGGUGGCCAAUUGCCCAGCCUGCAGGAAGAAACAAAGAGAGGUAUAGAAAGUCUACCAAAGCCUUUACCAAGUGCAGAACGUAAUGGUAGUGACAUUGAUGAUGCUAAUCAUCAAAGGGAGGAUAAAAAGACUCCUUGGCAAAAGCUAGAAGAAAGACCAGUCUUGGCAUUCAAUCUGAAGUAACCUGAAGUAUGCUAGAUAUUUUUGCCAAGAGAAUAUAUAAUUUCCUUUUUUUUUUUUUUUUUAUUAACAGAAGAAAAAAAGAUGAAGUAAUCUUUUGGGUGAGUUGCAACUAAAAAGAUAGUCAAGAUAUUCAAGAUAAUUUUUGGGCAAACUAACCUAGUUGUUUUGCAAAGUCUGUAUGAAAAUGUGACUUUGAAUUCCAUAUAUUUGAUAUUAUCCAUCAAGGACAUUUGGAUAUUUUGACAUGUGGAAUGGCAGAUUAUAACCUCAGAUUUUCCUGAAAUGGGAUCUGUAUGAAACUUUAUUAUUAUUAUUUCUUAUUUCUUAAAUCAAAUGUAUCAUAAUGAUGUUAAAUAGAGUUCAACACUUGACAUCUACAGAUAUUAUUAUU